Molecule: messenger RNA, 3239 nt
Organism: Helianthus annuus (common sunflower)
Lineage: Eukaryota; Viridiplantae; Streptophyta; Magnoliopsida; Asterales; Asteraceae
Product: putative receptor-like protein kinase At3g47110
Exons: 2
Coding region: 29-3049 (1006 amino acids)
Biological process (GO): protein phosphorylation
Molecular function (GO): protein kinase activity; protein binding; ATP binding
Source: RefSeq, a predicted model, not a curated record
CCAAACUUACUGUAACCAGAAAACCAUCAUGGCUUCAAUCAUUCACCUUUCCAAACUCCACAUUCUUAUCCUAUUGGUUUUCUGUUCUUGUUUCUUACACAACACAUAUGUAACUUCUGUCACUUUAAGUCUUGAUACAGAUAAACAAACCUUAAUCUACAUGAAAUCUCAAACAAUCACCCAGCCCCCAGAUGCUUUAGCUACAUGGGAUCCAAACACAUCCCCAUGCAACUGGACCCGGGUUUCAUGUGGUGAUCAUGGCCAAAGGGUUGUAGAUGUUGACCUCUCUGGCCUUGGGAUAUCCGGUCCAGUUAAUCCCCAUAUCGGGAACUUGUCUUUUCUAAGAACACUUCAACUCCAAGAAAACCAGUUUCAGGGUAUAAUUCCUGAAGCAAUCACCAAUCUUUUACGCCUACGAAUCCUUAACGUAAGUUUUAAUAGCAUCCAAGGCGCCAUUCCAGCAAACAUAAGCCGUUGCAUGAAGCUAAGGAUUGUUGAUUUCAUGCAAAACAAACUUUCAGGUUCUAUUCCUGAAGAUCUCACUCUACUUGUGAAUCUUCAAAUUCUGAACUUGGCAGGAAACCAUCUUUCUGGUUCAAUUCCACCUUCCAUUGGUAACCUUUCUUCAUUGUUAACUUUGAAAUUGGGAACCAAUACACUUAGUGGCCCGAUUCCUGGAGACUUGUCUCGUCUCGUGAACCUAAAGAAUCUUGAUCUCACCAUUAAUAAUCUUACUGGCAUUGUUCCACCAUCGAUUUACAACAUGUCUUCACUCGAGACUCUAGCGGUGGCUGCUAAUGAUUUGGGGGGUGAUAUACCUUACAACGUUGGGGAUACACUCCCAAAUCUUCAAAUUUUCAACUUUUGCAUUAAUAAAUUCACAGGUACCAUUCCUGGUUCGUUGCACAAUUUAACAAACAUAAGAGGCAUCCGAAUGGCACAUAACAGAUUGCACGGGACAGUACCACCAGGACUUGGUAACCUCCCUGAGUUAGAAAUGUAUAAUAUUGGGUACAAUAACAUUGUAAGCUCGCAAGGUGAAGGUCUUGGUUUUUUAAACUCAUUGGCAAACAGUACAAAGCUUGAUUUCCUAGCCAUUGAUGGUAACGGUUUUGACGGUGCCAUCCCAGAGUUCAUAGGCAAUCUUUCUAAAAAACUUAGAAUGUUGUACAUGGGUUCAAACCAGAUAUUUGGCAUCAUCCCACCCUCCAUUAUGCAACUGCAAGGUUUAGCCUUACUAAAUUUAAGCUUCAACUCCAUUUCCGGUGAAAUUCCUUCCGAAGUAGGCCAGUUGGAAGGCUUACAAGAGCUUGUUCUAGGCAAAAACAGAUUGACUUCUAAUAUCCCAAAUUCAUUGGGUAAUCUUCGGAAGUUAGGAAAAAUUGAUUUAUCAAGCAAUGAAUUGGAAGGAAGCAUACCAACUUGUUUUAAGGCUUUCGAAGGGCUAACUUACAUGGAUUUGUCCAUGAAUAAGCUCAAUGGGAGUAUACCCAGUGAAGUUCUUGAUCUCCCAAGUUUGACCACCAUCCUCAAUCUUUCGAGCAACUCAUUAACCGGCUCUUUGCCUGAAGAUAUAGGGAAUCUAGAAAGAGUGGUGACAAUUGAUCUCUCUAACAAUCGUUUGUCAGGCAAUAUUCCAAACUCGAUUAAAAAAUGUAAGAGCUUGGAGCAACUGAUCAUCUCUGAAAACUCUUUGUCAGGAAAUAUUCCAAAUGGUUUGGGUGAAUUAAAUGGUUUGACAACUCUAGACCUUUCCUCCAAUGAACUCUCUGGUUCAAUCCCUCUUAAUCUUCAAAACUUAAAAGACCUCCAAUUCCUCAACCUCUCUUUCAACAACUUAGAAGGAAAUGUUCCAAGUAAUGGGAUUUUCUUAAAUCUCACCAAAGUUCAUGUUGAAGGUAACCCAAAGCUAUGCUAUGAAUCCAAAUGUAGAAGAAGUGAUACCAACAAACUGGUCAUGAUUUUAGGUGCAGCAACCGCCUCGGUAUUGUUAGUACUUAUAUCAAUCGCUUUGUUCUUUUACUUCCGGAGAACUGCUGCUAAGGCCACAAACACUUCUUCUGAUUCCUACAAGGGCAAACAUUACAUGGUGACAUAUGACCAGCUCCGUACUGCUACUAGGAACUUCCACGAGGACAGCCUGAUAGGACGUGGGAGUUUUGGCUCUGUCUACAAAGGGUGCCUCGACCUUGAAGGACAGCCACAAGAAAUAGCUGUGAAAACGCUCGACAUGGAAACCACCGGCUCUAUACCUAGUUUUUUGGCUGAAUGUGCUGCACUUCGCCAUCUCAGGCAUAGGAAUCUUGUCAAGUUGAUAACGUCCUGCUCUAGUUUGAAUCACAAGAACAACGAAUUUCUUUCACUGGUGUAUGAAUAUAUGAAGAAUGGGAGUUUAGAGAAGUGGAUAGGGAAUGGAAUGAGCUUGAUGGACAGGUUAAACGUAGUGAUUGAUGUAGCGUGCGGGUUGAGUUACCUUCACCAUGAAUCUGUGGUAGCUCCGGUGGUGCACUGCGAUUUAAAGCCAAGUAAUGUUUUGUUGGAUGAAGAUCUGACUGCAAAAAUUGGAGAUUUUGGGCUUGCCAGAAUGUUGAUUGACAAAGAUCAGUCUUUUAGCUCUGCACAUGUUCUUAAAGGUUCCAUGGGUUACAUACCUCCAGAGUACGGUAUGGGAGCAAAACCAUCAACCAAAGGAGAUGUAUACAGUUAUGGCAUUAUGCUAAUAGAGAUUUUCACCGGGAAGAGUCCAACGGACGAGAUGUUCGUUGGUGGUCUAAGCCUUAAGACGUGGGUGCAGUCUGCUUUCCCGGAUAACUUGGAUCAAGUUUUGGAUCCUAAUAUGCAUAAAGAACCAGACGAAUUCUGCUCGGAUAGUGAAUCUAUGAGCUUUAAGGUACAACUUGAUUGUCUGACAACUCUCAUAGGAGUUGCACUUUCGUGCACCAAUGAUUCUCCUGAAGGAAGAACCACCAUCACCGAGGCUCUCCGUAAACUCAAGUGUGUUCGGGAUAUGUUUCAAAAGCACCAUCCAUCAAUCAAAGUCGAGUGCUGAAGAAUCAAGUUAAUUGGAUACCGGAUACUAUCUAGUUAUACUGUUAAAGUUUGUGUGUGUGUAUUGUAUAAUUACUAGCUUUUAAAAGUAAUUAGACUAAAAGUAUAACAUAAAAGUUCUUGAACUUAAGAGUUGGAUUAUUAACUUUUUAGAAUUUGAAUUUAGAUCUUUACAGUUCUUUUUUUAGUAA